GGUCAUUCUGGAGUCUCCUCGUCCGCGCCUGGGUUCAUCUUGUGGCCACCAUCUCGGUCAAGUCCCCGCUUCGCACCCCUGCUCCAGCCAGGCCGCUCUGGCCAGCCGUGUGCUGGCGGACGUGCGGCAGCUCCAGCACUGGGAGGCCUGGCGCGAGGACAGCCUGAAGAAGAAGAGGAGGAGGCACUCGGAGCUGUGAGCCGCCCAGGGCCCACCGCCGCGCGGGGGCGCGUCCCACCGGCUUCGGCCCUCGCGCGGCUGCCCACUGAGAUGGAGGUGGGCUGCGCCCGUGGCAUCUCGGGUCAGGCUUUCAACGAGAGGGGCGUGUGGUCAGAGGGGCUCGAUGUGCACAACACCUCACGGGCCUCCGACACGCUCCCAGUGCAGCCAAUAUGUCGCCAGGGUGGCUUCCAGAGGUCCUGAGGUGGCUCAUCGCAGGGCCUGCCGAGAGGCGAAAGCCGUCACACGCAUCGAGGCGGCCCAGGUGCGCUCCAAAAGGAGUGGCCUGGCGCUGCUGCUUGAGCUCGAAGCCCGCAAGGAGGACCCCGCGGACGAGAGCAUCAACCGCAAGCUCAGGGCUGCUGGUGAGAAGGCCUUCACGGCGGACACACUCUCGGCGCUGGCCAGCCGGGCGGAGUUCCUCGAGAGCGAGAUCCGGUGGCGCGAGAACCAGCCCCUGAAGGAGGUGGACCUCGACCAGUUUCGCUCGGACACGCGCGGCGGGGCCGCGCCCGCCCUGGAGCCCGAGGACAUCCCAGAGCAGAGGUUCCGCGUGGUGAACUUCUGGGCCUUCGUGCGCGAGGCGCCCUCGUUGCAGGCGCCGAUCCUGUGCAGGAAGGACGUCGGGGACCUCGUGGGCGCACGGCAGCAGACCUUCGACGGCUUCGUCAAGCUCUCGGGGGAGCCGGGCUGGCUGCUGCGGGACCUGGGCGGCGAGCACGGUCUUGGCAGGGUGCUCGAGCCGCUCGAGCCCGAGCUGCCGCUGACGUUCUCCGUGCGAGCGGAGGGGCGCGGCCCGCAGAGGUUCUCCGUGCUGCGGCACGGCACCGGCAUCGUGCGCGCGCACCCGAGCGAGGCCGCCCCCAUCGUCGGCUUCAGGAGCCAGGGCGACGCGGUUCUCAUCAUCGCGCAGACCUUUCAUGGUUGGCUUCGUCUCGACCCAGAGGAGACCACAAAAGGCGGCUGGCUGCCGGCCCGCGAGCCCGAGAGCGGGGAGCCCGUGGUGCGCUGCCGCGUGCUAGAGGAGCGGCAGGAGCGCUGGCAGAAGCUGCAGCACAUCCGCGAGGCGAUCGCCUCCCUGGACGGCCCGGCUCCCGACCUCGAGGAGGUGCGGGGCGCGCUUGAGGGCGCCCGGGAGGCGGGCCUGAGCAAGCAUGCGCACGGGGAGAUGUUGGCAAGGAGCCGGGAGCCCUGGCGCCAGCGCGUAGCGCCCGCCUUCUCGUGCUGCGGCUACCUGGCCCAAGGAGCGGCGGUGGCACUCGGGGCCACCGCCCUUGCCGUGGGCGCGCGCGCGCGCCCGUGGCUGCUGCCGGCGGGCGAGGGGGCGCCGAGGGCCAGGUGGGGGAGUGCGGUUCCCGAGACGAACACUGGCUGCGACGGAACGACGCCACACGGGGACGGCGCGGCGCAGACAGCGGAGGGCAGGCACGCCUCGGACGCGCCCUCGCAGCAGCCCGCGCCUGCGGAGCCGCCGGGGCCGAAGAAGAUCGGCAGCCACGCGUGCAGGCAACUCCCCGGGCUGGAGUUCUGCGUCCCAGCAGUCUCGAUGCGGGGGCCAGGAGAGGGCUUCCGGGACCAGGGGAGGAGAGCGGCGGUGCUGGAGGAGGUGCCGGCUGGCAUCAUCGUGGUGCGCCAUUUGCAAGACGGGCGAGAUCCUUUGGAGUACGCUGAUCCGUUCGUGCCCUCCACCGCUGCCGAUUCCGCCGCCGCUGACUUGGGCACGCCUGUCAUUCAGAUCAGCGAUCGUGGCGAGCACGAAGACAAUCACAGGACGUUGCGAGAUACCCACGGCACAGCUGCGUCUCAGGGCGCUGUCGCAAGGACGAGCGCCACGAAAGUCACGACAGCUAACACGUCGGUCGUUUCAACUCCCGCGACAAUUGCGACCACGACAGACACGACAGUCACGACCAGUACUGGAACUGUCGUUACCACUGUCACGACAAUCGCGACUCUAACAAGCACGAGAGUCACGACCACUGCCACAACGGUCGCUACUACUGUCACGACAGUCACGACGUCUGCCACCACGGUCGCUACCAGUAUCACGACAGCCGCGACCACGACGGACCCAGCAGUCACGAUUGAGCUCAAGCCGUCCCACGCCGAGGCGUCGAAGAGCAAUUCGUCAUUGUCUCCGACAGAGCACUCGAUGUGCUCCCACUUCUACGACGACUGCAGGGACAGCCAGUGCUGCUUGGAUCCGCACUCGAGCUGCUUCGAAAAGGACGAGGGAUACGCCGCCUGUCGCCCCAGUUGCGAGCCGGGCGUGCACCCAGAGGAGGCGCCCGAGAAGCAGACCCCCUGGACCUGCACGCUGCUUUCCCGCGGGGGCGUGCCGGCGCCCGCCGACACCACGACCGCUGCGGCAGCUGCGGCCGCCCGCCGCUCGGCGGAGUUGUACUGCUUCGUGCUGGUGAUGGCAGGCAGCUACGAGGUUGCCCUCAUGGAAAACGCGGUGGCCAAGGGCACCAGCGUUUUCCAGUGCGAUGGCUACGACGUGUUCAGCGGGGAGCCUCUCCAGUUGGGCGAGGACGUCGGCUCGGGCAGACAAGUCGUUGCCACCACGGUGGAUGGUUCUCUCAAGGUCGAGAAGGGCGGCGUGUACAACACCGCGCUGAACUCCGCCGUGUUCGCACGUCUGUGGGGGCAGGUCCUGGCCGGCGGCCAGGCCCCGAAGCACGACUUCACAAUAAAGGUGGAUGCCGACGCGGUGUUCUUCGCGGAGCGUGUAAGACGCCACUUAGAAGGACGCAGCGCAGAGGACAGCAUGUAUUUGAACAACUGCAAGGACGGCCUCCACGGGCCCUUGGAGAUCGUCUCCAGGAAGGGGAUGCAGGACUUGGGUGACGGGCUCGACGGGUGCGUGGAGAGCCUGAAGUUCGAAUGGGACACGUACGGCGAGGACGUGUUCUUGAGACACUGCCUCGGCCUGGUUGGCGUGAGCCGCGUCGACGACUUCGGGCUCUUGGACGAGACGUUCGAUGGGACCUCGGGAGGAGACCCCCCCAGCGUGCAGCUCGGGCGCGGCCUCGUUCCACCCGCUCAAGUCGCUGGCGGCGUACAACGACUGCUUGGCACGGGCGUCCUCCUCUGCUGCGGACGCCCUACGGCUGCCCGAGGAUAUCUUUGGCCGUGCACGUGA
Messenger RNA from Prorocentrum cordatum, 3364 nucleotides. Lineage: Eukaryota; Dinophyceae; Prorocentrales; Prorocentraceae. The record is from the annotation of a GenBank genome assembly.